GUUCACUCAAAACUACAACGUUCACCAAGUGCCCAUGAAGUAACAUAGUAUAAUAUAAUAUACUGUAUCGUAUUAUACGCCUGUUGUUGUGCGAGCGCAGGGAUUAGCAAUAUUGCAAAGAAAAUUGCAUGAUUUAUUUAUACAUACAAUAAAAAGCAAGAGACAAGAGAAGUAAAAACAGCCCUUUGUAAAGAGAAGAAUGCUUACGACGCACAUGAGAAUGAACGCAAUACUAAACGCCAAAAAUGUUUUUCAGCUUUUAAAGGAACAAGCUCAAAAAUCAGUUCUUUUAGAUGCCACCUGGUAUUUGCCCACGGAAUCCAAGGACGGAAGACAGGAGUUCUCUCAAAAUCGACUACCAGGAGCUCAAUAUUUUGGGAUUGAUGAAGCCAAAGACCAUCGUAAUGCUCUACCUCACAUGCUUCCUCCAGCUGAAGAGUUUGCUACGUAUGUUGGAAAUCUCGGGAUCGAUCGAAACACAAAUGUAAUCGUUUAUGACAGAAAAGGAUUUUUCUCAUCUCCACGUGUUUAUUGGACCUUUAAAGUUUUUGGCCAUAAGAAUGUAUUUUUGUUUCCAAAUGCAUUUGCAGAAUGGAAGGCUGCUGGUCAUGAAUUAGAAACAGAUGAUCCUUCUACCCCAGCUAAAGUCAAUUAUGGAGAUGCUUUACUCAACAAAAAUUUGGUUGCCUCAUUUGAAGAUAUUUCUCAGGUGUUGAAAGAUCCUUCAAGUAGCAACACUCGCAUCAUUGACGCUCGCCCUCAACCCAGAUUCACCGGUGCUGCAGCUGAAAUCCGACCUGGCAUUGCCAGUGGACAUAUCCCAACAUCUAUUAACAUUCCCUUCACUGAUCUUGUAAAACCCGGAAUCACCGAGCCCAAGCCAGUAGAGGAACUUGAAAAGAUAUUUGCAGAGCAUGGCCUCCAUGACAAAUCUACUCCAAUUAUCACCUCAUGUGGUUCAGGCGUAACCGCCUCUGUGCUCUUCGUUGCUCUUGAGUUGUGUGGGUUUACUGAUGUCCGUGUUUAUGAUGAAUCUUGGACUGGAUACGGUCAACGCGCCUUGAAAGAUUCUUCUUUAUUAGCUACCGGCCCCUAGAUAAGCAAAUACCGAGCUUUCAGGUUAUUCCAAAGUAUACAAUUCUGAUGAUUUUUCCAGACAUUUCCUCUUAUUAUAAAAGCGUACUAUUCAGAUCAUGUGAUGAUUAAAAUUUCAAAAGGCAAAGUAUUAUACUUUUCUUCGUUACAUCUUGUGAACAAGUACGUUUCCAUUGAAACCAUAGUAACUCGCUUCAUGUGCAGAUAAAGAAAGCAGUGAUUUUUUAGUAAAAGUAAUGUUUAUUAUUAACGUUAGUAGAGACUAAUCAAACC
Molecule: messenger RNA, 1368 nt
Organism: Schizosaccharomyces octosporus yFS286
Lineage: Eukaryota; Fungi; Ascomycota; Schizosaccharomycetes; Schizosaccharomycetales; Schizosaccharomycetaceae
Product: thiosulfate sulfurtransferase
Exons: 2
Coding region: 200-1096 (298 amino acids)
Biological process (GO): transsulfuration
Cellular component (GO): mitochondrion
Molecular function (GO): thiosulfate-cyanide sulfurtransferase activity
Source: RefSeq, a predicted model, not a curated record